AUGCCGGUGAAGUUAGAAAAGAGUUCCACGGUAAAAGGGGCGAGAAGGGCCCAGAAGGACGCAGCAAAGAUGGAGGUUUUUGACCCCUUCACCUCCCAGCUGGGCAUGAUACCGUCACGCAUCCUGACGACGAUGGACACCGCCUCGAAGAAAUUGAGACAUGCGAACACCAACAGCAGCAACGCCAGCAACCAAAAUCGAAGAAAUCCGAACGCCAAUGCGAUGGCGUCCAGUCCGGUUGUCUUGAAAUCACAUUCAGUCACAAGAAAGAAGAAUGAGUUGCAUGUUUCCCUCUUCGCUGAAGGACGACGUCGCCGCAGUAGUGGGUUGCUGCGGCGUCCUUUUUUUGAAUCCUCUUCAGUGGCAGAGGAAACACCGGGGAAAACAGGUCCUGCGUCUGAGCCAUCGUAUGAUCUUGCGUUUUCUGCUGUGGACGAGACAACAAGAGCAGUAGCAGCAGCAGCAGCAACAGCAGGCGAGGCGGCAGCAACGCCGCGUAGGACGAGAAACAAUAACGGCAUGACGGAUGCAUCACAGCAGCACGUGGAAGGAAAGGCGCCAUCGCCGCAGCCAGUCAAAAUUGGUGCAGGUAUUGACAUGGACGGUAAUCAACCGUCUAACCAGAGGGUUCCAUCUGAGUGUUCUAGUUUGAACUCUAGUAUUGCGCAUACGCCGUGUAACAAGGAAAAACGUGGCAUGGAAAAGCAGACGUUAGAGGAAAAUCAGGAUCGAGAACAGCCACUAGGAAAUAAUGCGUUUCUUUUUUCAUUUGAAGGGGAUGAUUUGGAACGGUACACACCGUAUGACGAGGAAACGGAGGAGAAGGCGGUGCACCGGUACAUGGAGAAAAAUCAGACGACAGACGCACCGUGGGAGGGCCGUAAAAGCGAGGUUUCCACCUGUGACUCUAUUCUGCAAUCCUCACCUAAAAAGGCCUUGGAUGCUGAAGUUAUUUCAAUAGACAAUUCUCGUUCUUCCCUUCGUAGUCGAUCGAUACGGCGGAGAUUGUUGAGAGGACAAACCUUUAUGAAGGUGAAGACACGUGGUGGGACGGUUCAUCGUCGUUCCAUUCGACGAACCGUAGCCGAGGGUAUUUCUGAUGUCACGUGCCGUUCCAUGAGUCUGUACAAUGCAUUUUUCCUGGAUGAUGCCAAAAAGGUUUGGCUUGUUGAUGACUUUGUUCUUGCACGGUGCUUGGAUUAUGUUGGACUGAUGGGAUAUGAACAAUUGAUGCCAAAUGGAGACCAGGCGUCGCAGGAUUUACUUUCAGGAAUGACAGUUGGGCGGAUGAGAUCACCCAUUAUACACGCGCCGCAGGAAUUGAAACGUGGUAUUGGUGGUGCUAAUGGGGUGCGUUCGUCCCGUUGGGUUUUAAAUGGGGAACCCUGUAACAAGUAUGCACGAACAGGUGACUCCACUCUUUUUUUACAUCCAUUAGAGUCAGAACGUUGGUUGUCUGAGCAGGAGUACGUUUUAGCGGUUGUUUUUUCCUGUUGUGCAUGGGCCGAUGUUCACAGACGUUUUAGUGCGAAUAAAAGCAAUAAUAAUAAUAAGAAGAAUAGCAGUGGUAAUGAUGGUAAUGACAACGUAGAGCCUUAUUUCUCGCCAGACUGGCAUCCAAUCCGACAAACUGCGGCAUUGGUGCUGGAGCGUUUUCCCCAUUUUGGUGAUGCAGCGGAAUUUGUAGAAAAUUGGGAAAGACAGGUGAGUGUUGUGCUCGGCACGGCCUCCCCAUCACACCAGCGUGUGUUUCAGUUUCCCGGGGAAGGCCUCGUGUUUUCUUCGGAUCUUGAAGGCGGGAAUUUGGCACGUGUAGAGCGGCUGAAGGGGGGCACACCAUGCCAACCGGCCUUUACGUUAUGGUUGGGGCCGGAGUUUGGAUGUGCGCAGCGGCUGUGGUUUCGUUUUGCCAUUUUAGGUGUGCGGCCUCAGUGUGCCAUCUCUUUGAGGAUUGUUAACAUUCAACCCAAUACGAAAUUGUACGCACGAAAUGGAAUGCGUCCGGUCUGGCGUGCGGGAAACUCUCCGCGGUUGUGGACACCGGUGGGGGCGUGCGUGUAUCGCACCAUUAACAAUGAUGAGGAUGGAGAAUUGUCGUUUGUUCUUCUUCCUCGUUCUAGCGAUGUGGUGCAUGUUGCCUUUUGUGUUCCUUACACCUACGCCGACCUCCUAUGCCACAUCACCCACUGGCAUCAGUUGGUCAAGAUGAGUAUCAGUGGGAUUCGGUUUGAGGAGCGAGUUUUGUGCCACACGCGGGACGGGCGUAAGUUGCACCUGCUCAUCAUCACAAGUGCCAACAACAAAAAACGUCUCCGACGCAGCAGUCGACAUGAGAAGGAGGGGAACAAUUUUUCCCGUCCAUCCAUUUUGGGCCCGUAUGGGCGGUUUGAAACGGGGAAGAAGGUGGUGUUGCUUAGCGGGCGGGUGCAUCCUGGGGAAGUGACGGCAUCGCAUGGUAUUCACGGUGUUAUUUCGUUUCUUCUUUCACGUGACCCACGCGCGGCGUUGGCACGGGAAUAUUUUAUUUUUUAUAUUGUCCCCAUGCUGAAUCCAGAUGGUGUCGCACGUGGUCAUUCCCGGCUUGAUCAAAACGGCUUUAACCUCAACCGAUGCUACAAGAAUCCCGAUCCACAGAUACAGCCCACCGUAGCUGCACUCCGAAAAGUCUUUGAUUAUCUUCAGAAAACUUACCUUGACAGAUUCUUUAUGUACAUGGAUUUUCAUUCACACGCUUCGCAGUCUAGUGGAUUUAUGUUCGGUAACUGCUUGCCCGAUACGGUGCAGCACUGGAACAUGAUUUUUCCGAAGAUUGUGAGCUUACAUGCAAAAGGCGUGUUUUCCUACCAACUUUGUCGCUUUGGGCGAGGUCACAUGACAAGCAAGGAGGGCAGUUCGCGUGUGCUUUUUGGCGAGCGGCUUAUUCACUCCUACACCGUGGAGCUCACCCACUUUUCAAAUAAUAGAAUGUACAUUGACGGUGCUUGCGGUGACGAUGAAAACAAUGUCAACGAUAGAACUUAUUCGAUAGUGAGCAGUUAUGGCGAUAACGACACCUGGGAGGCACGAUAUGCCAACAUUCGAGGAGCACGACUGCGAUCGGCUACGAGGUCGCAGAGCGAAAAAGGCACGUGGCCACUUCCGGGAGCGGUAAAAACGCGAUCCCAUUCGAAACGAGGGCGGAAACAGGCGUCCUCUCGACAAGGCAUCCCCAAACGGACCGGCCAAAGUGAUGGAAAAGCGGGUAAACGUGCUAUUAAAAAUGCGGCAUCCAAAGAUGAACCGUUUUGUUUUAUUGAAACCCCAUGCAUUCUCUCACAGAGUGCCGAGGUGGGUCGCGCAUGUGUCUUGGCGCUCUUAGACUACUGCGGUGUGGGGAACGAGGCCUCCGCACAGUUGAUAGACUACGGCGGCAUUGAACGCACAUUGCGAGAGGUGAGGCGAAGCAUCCGCUCGACUGUCACCCCGAGACCGCCUGCAAACCGAGUGCAGCUUAACUUUAGACAACAUUAG
This is a messenger RNA of Trypanosoma cruzi, 3510 nucleotides long. RefSeq names its product zinc carboxypeptidase, putative. Gene Ontology annotation, biological process: proteolysis. The transcript has a single exon. The record is from RefSeq and is a predicted model, not a curated record. The coding region runs from base 1 to 3510 and encodes 1169 amino acids. Gene Ontology annotation, molecular function: metallocarboxypeptidase activity; zinc ion binding. Lineage: Eukaryota; Euglenozoa; Kinetoplastea; Trypanosomatida; Trypanosomatidae.